AGGAAGAACGGGGCGGGGCUUGUUAGACCCUCUCUCUGCGGCUCAGGAUUGCCCUCGCCAUGCCCCAUCCUCGCCCCUGGUGGCACGACGGGUUUUUAAACCUUGUGCCGGCAGGACUGCGGACCGAAAGGUCUGCGGUUCGAAUCCUGGCAGCGGAAAAAAAAACAACCCCGCUAGUGUCCGAGUAAGAUGGCCUUCCAAGAAGUGUAGGGUCUUGGCGGUGGGUCUGUAGGUGACUGUGGAGACCUAUUCUUGACCCGCAUGUUAUUUUGCGGAGCCUCCGGUGGCGCAAUGGGUUCCAGCGUUUCCCAACCUGGGGAUCGGGACCCCUGGGGGGGUCGUGAGGGGUGUCAGAGGGGUCGCCAAAGACCAUCAGAAAACACAUAUUAAUUCUCCGGAGGACUGCUGAUCGACAGGUCUGCGGUUUGAAUCCGGAGAGAGGCGUGUGAACUCCCUCUGUCAGCUCCAGCUCCCCAUGCGGGGACAUGAGAGAAGCCUCCCACAAGGAUGGUAAACAUCAAAACAUCUGGGCAUCCCCUGGGCAACAUCUUUACAGAUGGCCAAUUCUCUCACACCAGAAGCGACUUGCAGUUUGUCAAGUUAUUUCGCAGUUAGGAUUCGUGUCCGUUGCUGUGGGGUAAAUUUUGCUGAUAUACUGGCUUGCCAGGGCCUUUACCAAGAAAAACGUUCUCUUCCAUUCACUCCAGGGAUGGAGUUUUCGGGGGAUGUGAUGGAGACCGGCAAGGCCGUAACCGCCAUAAAGGAGGGCGAUCGUGUCAUUGGUGUGACUGGUACCAGCGCUAUGGCUGAGGAGUAUAUCGCAGAUCCAAAGUUGCUCUGGACCAUCCCAAAGCAAGUUUCUUAUGAAGAUGCUGCAGCACUGCCGGUUUCUUAUGGGACAGCCAUCUUAGCCCUUGAACAUAGAGCACAGACACAGCCAGGGGAGACUGUUUUGGUGACUGCAGCAGCUGGUGCCACGGGACUCGCAGUUGUGGAUGUGGCCACUCAUAUUCUUAAGGCAAAGGUGAUAGCAGCAGCAGGAAGUGAUGGAAAAUGCAACUUGGCUCUCCAGAAAGGGGCUUUUCAUGGUGUGAAUUAUAGUGGGACCAAUCUGAGAGAAGAAGUGAAGAAGUUAACAGUGAAUAAAGGAGUAGAUGUGGUUAUUGACACUGUCGGUGGGGACAUCUUUAAAGAGGCAUUGCACAGCCUGGCUUGGGAAGGUAGAAUUGUAGUGGUUGGUUUUGCCGGAGGAACUAUCCCUUCUAUUCCAGCCAAUCUGCUGCUUCUGAAGAAUAUAUCUGCUUUGGGACUAUUUUGGGGCCGGUAUCGUGAGCAGGAUUUCCCGGUCUUUUCCUCCACACUUUCAUCUGCUGUUUUGUACUGCCAGGAGGGACGAAUCCAACCACAUAUAGGAGCAGUGUUCAGACUGGAAGAGGUAAAUGAAGCUUUUGCCCACGUGACCCAACGUAAAUCUACAGGCAAGGUUGUCAUCUCGAUUACUUAACCCUAUUUUUCAUGGAAACCUGCCACUGAUCUCCGUUGUUGCUACAUCCUGUUGAAGAGGAAGAGGUCCACUGCCAUGAAAGUCAAAGGAUUCACUCUUGCUAGCAAUUUUCAAUCAUAAGAGGACAUAAACUAUUCAGGCAGAACACUUGAAUUUCAGACUGCUAUAGUUUCUAUGAUAAUUCAACACUGGUGAUAUUAUGUACUUGUUUGAUUUGUCUCAUAAUACCUCCCAGCUCUUGGUGAUCUUGCAGAGAUGCUCUAUAGUGCACACAUGUCCACGAUCUCUUUUAUUACUUUAUUCUGCAAGUUGCCAUUGACAUGGAUGGCAACUUAUAAAUAGAUGGUGAGGUUAUAUCAUCAUCAUCUUCUGAUGGCUAAUAAAAGAGUCUGAAGGUG
Molecule: messenger RNA, 1902 nt
Organism: Anolis carolinensis (green anole)
Lineage: Eukaryota; Metazoa; Chordata; Lepidosauria; Squamata; Anolidae
Product: quinone oxidoreductase-like protein 2
Exons: 10
Coding region: 557-1504 (315 amino acids)
Cellular component (GO): mitochondrion
Molecular function (GO): oxidoreductase activity
Source: RefSeq, a predicted model, not a curated record